GUUCCCCAGGUUCGAGAUCCUUCUUCAGCGUGCCGUCACCGACAGGAUUCGGAAGCUUCACCCCGAUAGCUUGCAGCACGAGGCGUCGUUGCGGCAUGAGGCAUCUGUCAUGAAUGGUAUGCGACUGUAUAACUUGGUACAGUUUGCUCCCUUGACAGGUUUCCCCGGAGAUGAGAAGAACGUCGCAUUAUGUCCAUAUGAUGUGAUCCCCCCUCUCCUUUGCGCUAAUGGUUGCGCUUCCGAUAGCAGUAUCCACCCCUCAGGUAAUCCUGCGGUGCCGUAUAGUGCAACUCCAUGCGCCGUGGGAAGCUACAUGACGCUGUGCCGGAAUCUGAAGAACACCUGAACGUCAUCUGCACCCCCGUUGUGUGACCGUUUUGCUGUCAGGUGAGCCGGAACAAAACACAAUACAA
This is a messenger RNA of Laetiporus sulphureus 93-53, 413 nucleotides long. RefSeq lists its product as uncharacterized. The coding region runs from base 110 to 346 and encodes 78 amino acids. NCBI's taxonomy places the organism in Eukaryota, Fungi, Basidiomycota, Agaricomycetes, Polyporales, Laetiporaceae. The record is from RefSeq and is a predicted model, not a curated record. The transcript is spliced from 3 exons.